Molecule: messenger RNA, 2581 nt
Organism: Fundulus heteroclitus (mummichog)
Lineage: Eukaryota; Metazoa; Chordata; Actinopteri; Cyprinodontiformes; Fundulidae
Product: interferon-induced very large GTPase 1-like
Exons: 2
Coding region: 1-1470 (489 amino acids)
Source: RefSeq, a predicted model, not a curated record
AUGUGGGCUGAAACACUGGACACCUUGUCUUUUUCUAAGUUUUCUUUUAAAUACAAACCCAAAAGAAAUAUAGAACAAGUCAAACACAAAGUAAAAGGAUGGUGGACCCAGACAGAUCUAGUUAAGGCAAAACAAGAAAUUGCUGACAGCAUCAUAUCUGCUUGCAAUGAUUGUGUCAGUGAUAAAAUCACGAUGAAAACCAACUAUCAUGAUACUUAUAUCCAGGAGAUCCUUCACAUCAUUGAUGAGAGGCUGAGUAAGGCUGAUGUUGACACGGACAUUGAGUUUGAAGUGUCUCUGAAACAGCACAUCUGUGGCUCUGCAGCCAGGAAGUUUCAGAAAAUGCAUGAUUUUAUACAAGAAAAUGAUCCUUACAGACGUCUGCAGAAGAACAAAGACAAGUUUUGUGCAGAUUUCAAAGAUGUGUUUAAUGAGCGAUACCAAUGCCAGAAGAAAGCUGAAGAAUUCACCGACCAGUGUCUGAAACCUGCUGUGGAAGACUUUGUCUAUCGUCAUCUUGGUCUUGAUAUUGUUAAUAAAAUGCUGACAAGAGAGGAGUUCAGCACACGGAUGUCCUUCCAGUAUUAUAUUUUACUGGAUCUGAUUUCAAAGAGUGACUUCAAAAGCUUUCAGAGAUAUAUUCUGUCAUAUGAGUAUUAUGUAAAAUCAUGGAUAUCUGAUAGAAUUAAGGAGAUUUUCUCCUCUGAUUCAGCAUUAUGUGAGUUUGAGGACAGACAUCUUCAGUCCUGCAUUGACUGCAUAAAUGCUGCCAUUGAAAAGGCAACAGCAGAAAAGACUGACAGUCUGAAGACAUUUGCAGAAAAUAUCUGUAAAGAACUUGGUGAUAAACUGGUCAUUUCCCAGGAUGCUCUUGAUUCCUUAAUGGUUCUGAACAAAGCUGACCAGGACCAGUUUGCUUACUGGCUCAACAAAUGUGUGAUGGACAUGACAGAAGCUCUUAGAGACAAGUUUAAAGACAUUACAUUUGACACAAAACUCACACAUCUCCAUGUAAAACCCCAGAAUGAGCUGUUCAACAGAGUUAUUGGUUGUGGUGAACAGUGUCCAUUCUGCAAAACACCCUGUGAUGCAGGUGGAGAAGCCCACACUGAACACUUUGCUGUACUGCAUAGACCAAACGGUUUAGGUCGUGUCAGGUGGGGUGGCUCAAAUAAACUCUCUACUGACAUCUGUUCUUCUCUUGUUAUCAGUGAUGAGCAUUUUAGCCUCAGAGCUACCAGCAGUAAAUACCAUCCUUACAAAUAUUAUAGGAAAAUUUAUCCAGACUGGGAUAUUCGUCCAGAUGUGAGCCUUGAGGCUUCAGAUUAUUGGAAAUACGUGAUGAACAAGUACAACAAGGAGUUUGCUGAAGCGUAUGAUGCUCUGCCUGCUGACAUUCCUGCUGUCUGGAAGACUAUCACAGAAGAACAGGCAAAGGAAAGUCUCAAGAAGUCAUUCUACAUGAAGUGAAAUCACAAGUCAGGUUUAGUUAAAGGAACACAACAGUAUUUUUUGCUUUUUGAUGUACUACUGCAUUAAAUAAGUACAUUUUAAUUUUGGGUGAUUAUUUGGAAACAUUUCUUUGUAAACAAAUCGUUUAAAGUUAACGACUCGUUACAAUUAACUGUUCAUUGUCGUUACAUGUUUGUUCAACUGGGUGUAUUGCUGCAAAGUCACUUUAUGCUCUCUGUUGAAUUUCCUAAAAUAGAAAUUUUUAUAAAAUUAAAUACUAAACUGAACCUUGCUGUAUUGAUUAUAAUAAGGUCAAAUCAGAAUGGGUGUAUGUAAGCUUGAAUCUGUUUAUAUGAUUUGGUUGAUGUUAAAUUAUUUGUAUUUUGAUUAUUGCAGCUUUUGUAUGGGUUCAAUAAUAUAUUCUUCUAUGUAGUUCCAUAUUGAUUGGUACAUUAAUGUCAAACAAUAGGUAUGACAGCAGUCAUUAGGAUAUUUGGUGAUGUGUUGAUAUGAAAAUGUAAUUUCUUUGCUAUUCUAUCAUCUUCAUCCUUCCAGACUUAUAAGGAUUCUGGCUUUACUGUCUAGUUCUGGAUCUCAUGUUUUAAGUUUUUCCUUUCUUGAUAUUAUCUAUGUUUUCAUUUAUUUGAGUUUGUUAACUUCUGUUUAUCUCCUCAGCUAGCCCUGCUUAGCUGCCAUUUAUUGUUUUUAUUAUACUCAUCUGGGUUCUAUGUCAUCAGUUACAUCUCCACACUAUUUAAGGUCUCUGGUUUCUUUGUUUAUUGCUGGAUUCUGCUGCUCCUGUUCUGGUUCAUCCUGUGGUUCUUCCUGUGUCAUGGUUAACCCUCAGUUGUUCCACCAUGGUUCUUUUUUCUAAGCAUUUAUCCUAAAAUGGAACAGGAAAAUCAAGAUGAGCAAUGGACUCAGCAAUAGGAAGAAGAGGUUUUUCAAGGCGUUCAAUCAAAGUUUAAAUAUAAGCCAACUUUUGUUCUAGCCCUCUGUGGUACUCUGUUUUGGUGUUUUCUUGUGUUAAAUGUCUUUUUUGUUUUGAUGUUUUUAAACACAAUGCACUUGGUGCUAUGUUUGUUAUUAAAAUAAAAACAAAGCAGAGCUCCAUGUGUCAUUGGCUCAG